Messenger RNA from Triticum dicoccoides, 1530 nucleotides. Its product is annotated as UDP-glycosyltransferase 91C1-like. The coding region runs from base 1 to 1422 and encodes 473 amino acids. The record is from RefSeq and is a predicted model, not a curated record. Lineage: Eukaryota; Viridiplantae; Streptophyta; Magnoliopsida; Poales; Poaceae. The transcript has 2 exons. Gene Ontology annotation, molecular function: UDP-glucosyltransferase activity.
AUGGCCAGCGCCGGGUCAUCGCCAGAGCCGCUGCACGUCGUCAUUGUCCCGUGGCUGGCGUUCGGCCACAUGCUCCCGUACCUGGAGCUCGCCGAGCGGCUGGCGUCGCGGGGACACCGCGUGUCCUACGUCUCCACGCCGCGCAACCUCGCGCGCCUCCCGCCGCUGCGCCCGGCCGCGGCGCCGCGCGUCGACCUCGUGGCGCUCCCGCUCCCGCGCGUCGACGGCCUCCCCGACGGCGCCGAGUCCACCAACGACGUCCCCGACCACCAGCGGGAGCUCCACUGGAAGGCCUUCGACGGCCUCGCCGCGCCCUUCGCGGAGUUCAUGGCUGCCGCGUGCGCCGGCGAGGCCACCAGGCCUCACUGGGUCAUCGCCGACUGCUUCCACCACUGGGUCGCCGCCGCCGCCGUCGAGCACAAGGUUCCAUGCGCGAUGCUUCAACCGACCGCUGCUGUGAUCGCUGCCGCGUACCAGCCGCCACCGGAGCACGCUGGACCGGGCGCUGCGACCCGCCCCCGUUACGAGACGGAGGAGACGGCACCCAUGUACGACGACCAAGGCGCGUCGGGUAUGUCCACCGUCCAGCGUUGGUACUUGACGAAAAAUAGGUGCGCGCUCGCGGUCAUCCGGAGCUGCGUCGAGUGGGAGCCCGAGUCCUUCCCGCUGGUGCCAGAGCUCCUCGGCAUGCCGGUCGUGCCCCUCGGCCUUCUGCCGCCGUCAACCGGCGGAGGCCGCCGUGCGGACGCCACCAACGGAUCAGCAGAGCACGCCACCGUGCGUUGGCUGGACGCGCAGCGGCCCGGUUCGGUGGUGUACGUGGCGCUGGGGAGCGAAGUGCCGCUGCCCCUGGAGCAGGUGCAGGAGCUAGCCCUCGGGCUGGAGCUCGCCGGGACACGCUUCCUCUGGGCUCUCCGGAAGCCCAGUGGAGCCGCCGUCCUGGACGACGGCGCCGACAUGCUUCCUCCGGAUUUCCAAGAGCGCACUCGCGGCCAGGGGCUGGUGACCACGGGGUGGGUUCCUCAGAUGAGCAUCCUGGCGCACGCGGCCGUGGGCGGGUUCCUGACGCACUGCGGCCGGAACUCGCUGAUCGAAGGGCUCCUGUUCGGUCACCCUCUCGUCAUGCUGCCCAUCUUCGGCGACCAAGGCCCGAAUGCGCGCCAAAUGGAGGCGAAGAAGGCGGGGUUGCAGGUGGCGAGGGACGAGAGCGAUGGGUCGUUCGACCGCCAUGGCAUCGCGAGCGCGGUCCGGGACGUCAUGGUUGACGGGGAGGCAAGGAGGAGAUUCGUGGCAGGUGCAGCGAAGAUGCAGGAGGUGGUAGCUAAUUCGGAACGGCAGGAGCGGUACAUUGACGAAUUUGUGCAACACCUUCGAUCUCACUGCCGCUACUCCGUGAACAAUAAGGGAAAAUUUUGUGUUUGACACUUUCAUGCCACAGCUACUGUAUUUUUGGUUUUUCAUUCUGAAGGUGAGGAAACACUGAAACUGUAGCCUAUGUGGUGUAUAUUUUUCGCUCAGAAUUGUGAAAAU